AUGUAUCAAAAGUUUACAGUGAUCAGCUCGUACUUGGGUACGUGCUCUGACUACUGCAGCCUUGGACUCAUCUUCACUACACGUAUCGGAAGGAGACAGUUCUUUGAAGGAUGAUACCGAGCCAUCAGCAUACGGUAUGUCGAUCAUGGUGACCCCACGGUCUUCAGUGGACUGUGAACUCGACUCAUGCUCCUCCGGUAAGUCGGGCAGUUUAACAACUACGGUAGUUAUUCGUGGGAACACCAAGCCGUCCGGAUGAGCUUUCCGUAUACCACCUUUCAGUGGCUGCGACUCAAUGAGUGCCUUGUACUCGCUCAGCUCUUCGGGCAGAACAACGUCGUCCUCGUCAUCGCCGUCGCCCUCACCGUCCGAUUCAGAAACGGUUUCCUCGAGUUGGAUGACCGCUGCGAAUUCGGGCUCACUUUCUUGAUCGCCUUUCAAUGUACUGGAGCUCAUACUUCUCUCGGGGGUAUCUACAAGUUUUGCCCUAUAGUUGUCCAGCUCUUCGUAGAUGUGAUCCAGUUCCUCGUAGAAGUCGUCGGACGUCAUCGCAUGGGAGGUUCGAUGCAGUGGGCGGGGCAUUUGCUGAAAUAUUCACAAUCUACAUGGCAGUAA
Molecule: messenger RNA, 615 nt
Organism: Haemonchus placei
Lineage: Eukaryota; Metazoa; Nematoda; Chromadorea; Rhabditida; Trichostrongylidae
Source: the annotation of a GenBank genome assembly